Notodromas monacha is the source of this 321-nucleotide messenger RNA. The record is from the annotation of a GenBank genome assembly. Lineage: Eukaryota; Metazoa; Arthropoda; Ostracoda; Podocopida; Cyprididae.
AUGGCGUACAUCGGCGAGAAGCUUGAACAGAUGUUUCCAACAUAUCUUGAUUAUGAUGGACAAAGAAGAGCCGAACGUCUUUUCCACGUGAUAGUUAUUUUAUUCGGGGCCGUUGGAUUGAUAUGGGGAUAUGCGAUUCAACAGUUCUCUCAGACGGUAUAUAUUUUGGGAGCUGGCUUCGCACUUGCGGCUGCGCUUGUUCUGCCGCCAUGGCCGAUGUAUCGACUGAAACCUCUGAACUGGCAAAAACCUGUCGAUUAUGAAACGCAAGCGGCUACUCCCAAUUCCAAUGAAGCAAAGAAGCCCAAAAAGAAGAAAUGA